Cyphomyrmex costatus is the source of this 783-nucleotide messenger RNA. Its product is annotated as THAP domain-containing protein 1. NCBI's taxonomy places the organism in Eukaryota, Metazoa, Arthropoda, Insecta, Hymenoptera, Formicidae. The record is from RefSeq and is a predicted model, not a curated record. The transcript has 4 exons. Gene Ontology annotation, molecular function: sequence-specific DNA binding. The coding region runs from base 70 to 783 and encodes 237 amino acids.
UCGUUGCCGCCUUACCGGUAUAUAGUAGUAUUUGUUUGAAAAACGCAUUCUUAAGUAAAGAAAAAUACAAUGCCGAGCACUUGUUGUAUUAAAAAUUGUCAAAAUAAUAAUAAAAAGGGAUUUCAUUUGUUCAGAUUUCCUCUAAAUCGAAAAGAUCAUUUAAAAAAAUGGACUAAGGCAAUUGGAGAAAAAGAGUUCAAGCCAUCUAAAAAUCAUGUUAUUUGCAGCAAGCAUUUUACACCUGAUGAUUUUAUGGACAGACCGGGUACAAGCAGUAUUCGUUUAAAAAAUCUUGCCGUACCUUCCAUAUUUUUAAAGACUCCAGUGACUGCUCCUGUGAUUGCAAGUAUACUUGCUCCAGCGACUGCUCCUACAUCUGAAAAUGUAUUUGAUUUGGCCAUACAUUUACAAACUGUGACUUCAGAAGUCACGAGUUUCAAGAGUUCAGAACAAAAAGAAAACGAAAAUAAUUUUACAGUCUCCAGCUUACUUUCAGAAAACACAGCUAGCAUAAGUCCUAUCGACAAUACAAUUAAGAUGACAUUGGUAAAGAAACGGAAAUUAAUGAAUAAUUCCUACUAUCAUUUAAAAAAUCAGGAAAUGAGUCCUAGAAAGAAGCAAAUGAAAAGAAUUAUUCAAACAUUAAAACAAAAAUUGACAAGAAAAGAAAAAAAGAUACAAUCGUUGCAGUGUUUACUGGCAGAUUUACGUUAUGCGAGCAUAUUGGCCAGCACCACCAGAUUGUUUCUUAUAAAGAUAGUCAAAUUCACAUGGUUUAGUUAA